AUGGAUUCGGUAUCUAGUUCCAAGGUUCACAAGAGGAGGCAUUCCAGGGAUGAUUCAAGAAUUGGCAGUGGGAAAGUGACACAACGGACAUACUAUGAGAGUAAGGGAGAAUCUUAUUCAGAAAGGGAUUCGCAUAGUAGAUAUGACCAUGAUGAUGGUACAAAGCGAAGGAGAUACGAAGAUUCCUGGAGAACACCUGUUAAUUCAUCUUCCCCCUGGGACCAUGUUUCUCCAUCUCUAGUCCCAAUACGUGCUUCUGGAUAUUCAGCCAAAUCUUCUGUUUCUAGACACAAUGAAAGGUUGAACCAGCUUAAUUCAUCAGAAACUUCAAAUACGUUUCAGGUUGAAAUGGCUGAUAAGUCUGAAUUGGGUGAAGAACACAAGUAUGGGAUUACAGAAAACAUGCGUUUGGAGAUGGAUUAUGAUGCUGACCGAGCAUGGUAUGACAGAGAGGAAGGUAGCACAUUGUUUGAAGACGACAGCUCAUCACUUUUUCUUGGAAAUGAAGCUUCCUGUCAGAAAAAAGAGGCUGAGUUAGCAAAGAGACUGGUUAGAAGAGAUGGAACCGGUAUGUCCCUUGCGCAGAGCAAGAAGUUGUCCCAGCUCACAGCUGAUAAUGCUCGAUGGGACGAUAGGCAACUGCUUAGAUCUGGAGCUGUUAGAGGUACAGAGGUUCAGACUGAAUUUGAUGAUGAGGAAGAGCACAAAGUUGUUCUACUUGUUCAUGAUACAAAGCCUCCUUUCCUUGAUGGCGGAGUUGUCUUUACUAAGCAGGCUGACCCAAUUAUGCCUAUAAAAGAUCCAACAUCUGACAUGGCUAUAAUAUCUCGUACAAGGUCUACUCUGGUUAGAGAAAUCCAUGAGAAGCAGAGUAUGAACAAGUCUCGCCAACGCUUUUGGGAACUUGCAGGCUCAAAACUUGGUGAUAUCUUGGGUGUUGAGAAAACAGCAGAGCAGAUUGAUGUAGACACUGCUGAAGUGGGUGAAGAUGGUGAAAUUGAUUAUAAGGAUGAAACUAAGUUUUCACAGCAUUUGAAGAAGGCAGAAGCUGUGAGUGACUUUGCCACGUCAAAAACUAUUGCAGAGCAAAGACAAUAUCUCCCUAUAUUUUCAGUGAGGGAAGAGUUAUUAAAGGUGGUUCGGGAAAAUCAGGUGGUGGUGGUGCUUGGAGAAACUGGGUCAGGAAAGACAACUCAAUUAACACAGUAUCUGCAUGAGGAUGGUUAUACCGUAGGUGGUAUAGUGGGUUGUACCCAACCAAGACGUGUAGCAGCUAUGAGUGUUGCCAAGAGAGUUAGUGAAGAGAUGGAUACAGAGUUGGGUGAUAAAGUUGGCUAUGCUAUACGUUUUGAAGAUGUAACCGGGCCAAGUACCAUUAUAAAGUACAUGACUGAUGGUGUACUUCUACGAGAAACACUCAAAGACUCUGAUCUAGACAAAUAUAGGGUUAUUGUCAUGGAUGAAGCUCAUGAAAGAUCAUUAAAUACUGAUAUUCUUUUUGGAAUAUUGAAGAAAGUUGUAGCCCAACGCCGUGAUUUCAAGCUUAUUGUCACAUCUGCUACUCUGAAUGCACAGAAAUUUUCAAAUUUCUUUGGAAGUUGUCCAAUUUUUCACAUUCCUGGGAGAACAUUUCCCGUGAAAAUAUUGUGGAGUAAAACUCCAGUCGAAGAUUACGUAGAAGGUGCAGUGAAGCAGGCUAUGACUAUUCAUAUAACCAGUCCUCCUGGUGACAUCCUUAUCUUCAUGACUGGCCAGGAUGAGAUUGAGGCAGCUUGCCAUGCCCUUGCAGAAAGAAUGGAGCAGAUGAUGUCGUCGUCAAAUAAACUUGUUCCUAAACUCUUGAUUCUUCCCAUAUACUCUCAGCUUCCUUCCGACUUGCAAGCUAAGAUAUUUCAGAAAGCUGAAGAUGGAGCGCGAAAAUGUAUUAUAGCCACUAAUAUUGCCGAGACAUCAUUAACUGUUGAUGGUAUCUUCUAUGUGAUAGACUCUGGCUAUGGUAAAAUGAAGGUGUAUAACUCUAGGAUGGGCAUGGACGCUCUCCAGGUCUUCCCUGUAAGCCGAGCUGCUGCUGAACGUGCUGGUCGAGCUGGUAGAACCGGCCCUGGUACAUGCUAUAGGUUGUAUACUGAGAGUGCUUACUUGAAUGAAAUGCUGCCAAGUCCUGUUCCAGAGAUUCAGAGGACUAACCUUGGUAAUGUUGUCCUGUUGCUGAAAUCUCUGAAAGUUGAAAAUCUACUUGAUUUUGAUUUCAUGGAUCCACCUCCGCAAGAUAAUAUUCUGAAUUCGAUGUACCAGUUGUGGGUGCUGGGUGCACUUAACAAUGUGGGGGGAUUAACUGAUCUUGGAUGGAAAAUGGUUGAAUUCCCACUGGAUCCUCCGCUUGCGAAGAUGCUUUUGACGGGUAAACUGUUGGGGUGUGUUGAGGAGGUUUUGACAAUUGUGUCCAUGCUUUCAGUGCCCUCUGUUUUCUUUAGACCCAAGGAUUGGGCAGAGGAGAGUGACGCCGCACGGGAGAGAUUUUUGGUGCCGGAGUCCGAUCAUUUAACCCUGUACAAUGUUUAUCAGCAGUGGAAACAGCAUGAUUACAGAGGUGAUUGGUGCAAUGAUCAUUUCUUGCAUGUGAAAGGUCUAAGAAAGGCUAGAGAGGUGAGAUCCCAGUUGUUGGAUAUUCUGAAGACUUUAAAGAUCCCCUUAACCUCAUGUUGGCCUGACACAGACAUUGUUAGAAAAGCAAUUUGUUCUGCAUAUUUUCAGAAUGCAGCAAGGUUAAAGGGCGUGGGAGAGUAUGUUAACUGCAGGAAUGGGAUGCCAUGUCAUCUUCAUCCCAGUAGUGCUCUCUAUGGUAUGGGAUGCACUCCUGAGUAUGUGGUUUAUCACGAGUUAGUAUUGACCACAAAGGAGUACAUGCAGUGUGCCACCGCAGUGGAACCCCAGUGGCUGGCUGAGUUGGGACCUAUGUUUUUCUCUGUUAAGGAGUCUGAUAUAUCGUUACUGGAGCAUAAGAAGAGACAGAAAGAAGAGAAAACAGCCAUGGAGGAGGAGAUGGAGAACUUGAAGAAGGUACAAGCAGAGGUCGAGAGAGAAAGGAAACAGAAGGAGAAGGAAAGGACAGCUAAGCAUCAGCAGCAGAUCUCCAUGCCAGGUUUACGAAAGGGUUCUUCCACAUUUUUUAGACCAAAGAAGUUUGGUUUGUAAGUUAUGUUGAUAAUACCAAAAUUGCACAGGAAAAUGUUUUUCAGAAACCACUUACACCGGUUAACAACCUAUUUAUAGUAUUAUGAUUUUUGUACUUGUAAAGAAAAACAAAGAUAGAAGACUAAUAGAAUAGAUGUAAAGUCUAAAGUCGAGUCUGUAU
Messenger RNA from Vigna unguiculata (cowpea), 3355 nucleotides. RefSeq names its product pre-mRNA-splicing factor ATP-dependent RNA helicase DEAH7-like. Gene Ontology annotation, molecular function: helicase activity; RNA binding; ATP binding. NCBI's taxonomy places the organism in Eukaryota, Viridiplantae, Streptophyta, Magnoliopsida, Fabales, Fabaceae. Gene Ontology annotation, cellular component: intracellular anatomical structure. The record is from RefSeq and is a predicted model, not a curated record.